AUGGAGACCAAGCGCUCAGCCAACUUCAAGAACUCACACGAGAAAGCCCGGUUUGAUUUGGUUGCGAACCUACUAGACCUCAACAGUGUUGAUAUCUGUGAGCAGGUCAAGCACCGAGUUGCUACGGUACCCUCUCCCUACACUGUCUCAUGGGCUACGGGAGAUGGUAGUCCAGAGGGUUGGGGAGAGGAAGAAGAGAAGAGGAAGAGGGGUGGGAGGCCUUUUAUACCCCGCGUACCUUCCUAA
Molecule: messenger RNA, 246 nt
Organism: Penicillium mononematosum
Lineage: Eukaryota; Fungi; Ascomycota; Eurotiomycetes; Eurotiales; Aspergillaceae
Exons: 1
Coding region: 1-246 (81 amino acids)
Source: RefSeq, a predicted model, not a curated record